Molecule: messenger RNA, 1305 nt
Organism: Cynara cardunculus var. scolymus (artichoke)
Lineage: Eukaryota; Viridiplantae; Streptophyta; Magnoliopsida; Asterales; Asteraceae
Product: Down syndrome critical region protein 3 homolog
Exons: 11
Coding region: 89-1036 (315 amino acids)
Biological process (GO): intracellular protein transport
Cellular component (GO): endosome
Source: RefSeq, a predicted model, not a curated record
GUCCAACGAGGGAAGAUGAUUACAACGAUCAUCUGCAAGCAGUAGCAAGAGUGUUUCCGGUUGGAUUCAGUUCCUUAGAAGCGUUCCCAUGUCUAUUGAGAUCAAACUCUCCCGAUCGAAUCGAACCUAUCGCCCCGAUGAGCUACUUCAGGGAAAUAUCAUCACCAAAUUGCCUUCUUCGAUUUCUCACCGUGGAAUUCAAUUAACCAUCAAUGGUUCUGUCAAUUUGCAGGUUCGUGGAGGAUCAGCUGGACUCAUUGAAUCCCUUUAUGGUGUCUUGAAGCCUAUUCGAAUAGUGAAGAAGAGCAUCGAGGUUCAACCUUCUGGGAAGAUCAGUGCUGGCACAACACAGAUACCAUUUUCUAUGAUUCUUAAGAAUCAAGGAGAAGAACACAAAUUCUAUGAAACUUUCCAUGGAGCAAACAUUAGCAUCCAGUAUCUGCUAAAUGUAGAUGUUGUGAGAGGAUACUUACAUAAAUCGUUGUCUGCUACAGUGGAAUUCAUAAUUGAAAGUGAUUUAGCCAGUCUCCCAGAGAAACCAGUUUCUCCUGAAAUGGUCUUCUUUUACAUCACUCAAGACACACAAAGGCACUCUUUGCUUACUGAACUGAAAUCAGGUGGUUUCAAGAUUUCUGGUAGAAUUUGCACUCAGUGCCUUCUAUCUGAUCCUUUAGUGGGAGAGCUAACAGUGGAAGCAUCUGCAGUUCCUAUUUAUUCCAUUGACAUUCACUUGUUACGUAUAGAGUCAAUUAUGGUUGGCGAAAAGAUAGCGACAGAAACGUCUAUUAUUCAGACUACUCAGAUAGCAGAUGGAGAUGUCUGCCGUACUAUGUCUCUGCCUAUUUAUGUCGUACUUCCCCGACUUCUGACAUGUCCAACCGUGUUUGCUGGACCAUUUUCAAUCGAGUUCAAAGUUACCAUCCUUGUUACAUUUCAAACAGAAUUGUACAACGUGCAGCCAAAAUCUGAUCCCCGAGCUUUUAGGAAAUGGGUUGCAAUGGAAAGCCUUCCGUUGGAAUUGGUUCAAUCUAAUUGAAUCCAUGUCCGUGCAUUUGCAGCAUCUCAAGCUUCAUCACGAAGCACAGAUUUCACCAAGGUAUCAUCAUUAUGUGCUUAUUUGGUACCAGUACCUCACUCUUGAACAUGGUCAAUAAUCGGAUUAUUUAAAUGUUUCAGCUCUAAAUCCCAUAUAUUUCUUUUCUUGUUUCAAACUCAUCAUGAAUAUUAGUUUUAGAUCUCAUAACUAAUGUAUAUGUUUUGGUUACACAUUUUAUUAUCUAAUGAGUAAAUUACGUUUUUAGUCCU